GCAUUGAAGUACUCUUAUGUCUUCUUUGUAUUGUACUCAGCUGUCGUGGUUUGUACGGAUGUACAGUAUGUGGGAGGGGGUAGCUGCUUAGCAAAAGUCCAGUGAUGUGAAGAACGAGACAGACUGGAGGCCGGUCUCAAGCGUACAUCUGUCGGCCCGUCGGUGGUCACUCGGUCGGUCUGUCGCGAUGGAUUUCGUGCUGAGCGGAGUGGCGGCAUGCGGCGCUUGUGUGUUCACCAACCCGCUGGAGGUCGUCAAAACUCGCAUGCAACUUCAGGGAGAGCUAAAGAGCCGCGGAUCCUACCAUAUUUAUUAUCGCAACGUCUUCCACGCUUUUUAUACUAUCGGCAAAGUGGAAGGACUAGUGGGAUUACAGAAAGGAUUAGUACCCGGGCUAUACUAUCAGUUUUUUAUGAAUGGAGUCAGGCUCGGGUCGUACGCCAUCAUAGAGUCCUCGGGUUACAUCCACACCAAUGGAAGGGUCAACGCUGUCAAAACCACAGUAGCAGGGGCUAUGGCUGGAGUGGUGGGAGCUGUGAUGGGCAGCCCCAUAUACUUGGUGAAGACUCACCUGCAGAGCCAGGCCACCUCCUCUAUCGCGGUUGGUCAUCAGUACAAGCACCAGGGGAUGACCCACGCCCUGGUUGCCAUCUACAGAAAUCAUGGCAUUCUGGGACUGUGGAGGGGCUCUAGCGCUGCAGUGCCGAGGGUCAGCGUGGGGUCGGCCGCUCAGCUGUCCACCUUCUCCUCCUCCAAGGAGCUCGUCAUUGACCUGCAGGUGUUUCCAGCGAACAGCUGGCUGGUGGCCCUCAGCGCCGGCAUGAUCAGUAGUGUGGUGGUGGUGCUGGCUAUGACUCCUUUUGAUGUGGUGAGCACGCGGCUCUACAACCAGCCCGUGGAUCAUUUGGGCAAGGGUCAGCUCUAUAAAGGAUUUACUGACUGCUUUUCCAAAACCCUGAAGAAGGAGGGAUUGACGGGGCUUUACAAAGGCCUGGGAGCGUCUUAUUUCCGACUCGGUCCACACACCAUUCUUUCGUUGUUUUUCUGGGAUGAACUGCGCAAAUUCUACCAGCCGUUCAGAUAACACCCGGGACGAAGACACUGGAAAAUGGGUAACUCAUUAUGUUCUGAGUGCAGAAGGUUAAAUGAAUCGUCGUUUAAUGAGUUUAUGAUUAUCCGGUGGAUGGAAACACCUGAAGGUGUUCUAGAGCAAAGGUAAUGUUUUACACUCCAGUUAAAAAAACACUUUAGAGUCAAAUGUGUCAAGAAUGAAGGUGAAAAUGUUAAAUUAUUGAGCUGCUGAAGGAUAUAUUAACUGCACUUGUCACAUAGAACCAUACAGUAUGCUGUAUGUCCUCCAGAGGAAAUUCAACACUGUACCUUUUCUCUAGCUCUUAAACUCCUGUGUACUGAGGAUACGAGGUCAAUGUCCUAUUAUUCUGUGUGUCUGGGAAUUAGGAAAAUCUGAUCGUGAUACAAAUUCCCCGCAGCAGCCUUGUGCUUGUUUUCAGGUGAUGAAGAGUAUUCUAUACUGUAGCAACAUAGUUAAUCAUUUUGGCCUUUAGCAAUUUCCCUCAAGCAACUUUGCCUUCGACUCAUUAAAGCCAAUGAGAACCAGUUGAAAACCAAAACUUCUUUAAACUUUUUUUAGGUCUAUGUGGAGUUUCCUAAACUUUCUAAAGACUGCAAACAUGCCAGGCUCAAGUUUUGUGAACUGUAUAUAAUUGUGUGGAUGCCCUCAAGGGCAUCCACACAAUUGAGUUCCUGUUUCUCUUUAUUCUUUAUUCCACUAUUUUAUUCUAGUUGCUUCCGUACACUUUUUGGCGCUUAACUACUCCCACAGUUUUUGUGCUAUUUUCACCGUUCAAAUCUUAAAAAAUUCUGCUCUUUCCGCUAAAGUUGAAUUUUUUUUGCAAUAUUUUUUGCCCAUUUCUGCCAUAUUAUCAGUGGCCUCACUGAUUUUCCUUGCCGGGUUGACCUGUGUUUUAGCUCAGUGAGAUAAGCAUCCGUUCUCAGACUGGGAGGCCCGGGUUCAAAUCCCGCUUAUGGCAACAUUUCUUUCAGUUAACAGUUAAA
Messenger RNA from Pundamilia nyererei, 2076 nucleotides. It is a transcript of the gene slc25a35, whose product is annotated as solute carrier family 25 member 35. The coding region runs from base 188 to 1084 and encodes 298 amino acids. NCBI's taxonomy places the organism in Eukaryota, Metazoa, Chordata, Actinopteri, Cichliformes, Cichlidae. The record is from RefSeq and is a predicted model, not a curated record. The transcript has 5 exons.